CCAAGUUGUGAGAGGGGGGCCUGGCCGCGCCCCCACUGUUUUGAUGCUUUAGAAAUCGUAGAUGCUUCUCGAAUGAUCCCCGCGCUGAGGACAAAUCAAGAUCAUCACAACUGAUUGCUAUUUGAAUGUGAUUCAAUAAAAAGUGGGACGAUUAUCUGACUCGUGAUGAACUGCAAACAUCCUCGUCCGUACGCCAGCAAAAGAAUGUUUUGCUUUCCCUGGGCCGGAGGCGGUGCCUCCUUCUACACUGCCUUGAGUGAAGAAAUCACAGAUGAACUUGAAGUUAUAGCUUUAUGCCUGCCAGGACGAGAACAAAGGUUUAAGGACGAAGGAUACAACUGCCUAAAAGAAUUACUUGAUGAACUAGUGGAGACAAUACAUGACAAGUAUUGGGAUAAGCCAUUUAUCUUCUUUGGUCACAGUAUGGGAGCUUUGAUUUCAUUCUUCUUGGCUGUGGAGUUGAAGAAAGUCUACAACAGAGAGCCAGAGUGCAUGAUUUUAUCAGGAACUGUGGCCCCAAAUGCACCUAAUGUGAAUGAAUCAAGAUUGAGCCCAAAAAAUAUGACCAAAGAUGUAUUUAUGUCAAAAUUACAAGAAUUGGGAGGCACCCCUCCAGAGUUUUUAGAGCACCCUGAACUUGUGGACAUUUACUACCCUGUCAUGUAUGCAGAUUUAAUUUUGAUACAAGAAAUGGUAUAUGAUCACCCUGCUGGUGCAAAAGCUCCACUCUCCUGUCCGAUUGAUUUUUUUGAUGGUGAAGAGGAUCGGGAUCACAGGAUGGAUGACUGGAAAAAAUUGACCAGUGGAGCAAUCUCAUACCGCAAGAUGCCAGGGGCUCAUUUCUUUCUGAAACAGCCAGAUAACAAGAAGAAACUGGUCAGCUUUAUCAACAUGAGAUACAGUGGCUUCAAUGACAUAGUCUAGUCAAGUGUGCUUUGUUGUUAGGGUGGAGGAGGUGGAAACUAACAGACUUCUCCUUCUCAAGAUGAGCAAUUUUCAAACUUCUAUAUAUGAUAUGAAUAUUUCUAUGGUUUAUUGUUUGAGAUUGUUUUUACUAGUCAUUUACUGUUCACAGCGGGGAAAGCUGUACAGCUUGUGAAGACCUACAAUGAAUGUACCCUUGUAAAGGUGGGGGGAGAGCACCACAAUGCAAUUUUACGCGGAACAGAAAAGAAUCAAAUAAGUUUUCUUGUCUCUGAAAAAAUAGGGGGAUUUUUUAAAGGUUACCGUAGGUACUUAGUACACACCUAAGCUGCUGAAGGAAUUUGGAAAUUGUUCAAAAUCAUGAUUCUACUGCCUCGGAAUGUUCUUUCAAGAAGGAGAAUAUAUUGAUUGUUGCAUUAUGUUAUUAUGUUCUUUUUUUCCAGAAAAGUUCAGUAUUUUUUGUUUAAGGGUAUUUGCUUCAUUUGCAUUUGAUGUUUUGUGUCUUUGAAGAUACAGAGAAACAUGUUUACAACGAAGUUGUAACAUCCAAUCUUCAGUUCAUUGAAUCUGAGAGUUUGUUAUAAGAAAGGUUUCACCAAUUUGAGCAUUGUUAUCGACCAUUUAUAUAAAGGAAAAGAAGCAGUGAUAUUUCAAAGUGCUUGCUUAUACUUAUAUUAGCGGUUUGAACAAUAGGGUCGCGCUUGUGCAAGAUUCAAUUUUUUUUUUUCAUGUGAACUACACAGAACUUAAAAAAGCUUUACCAACGUCUUUUACUAGUAGAGAUAUUGGUUUUAUCUUCAGUUACGUGUUUCUUGGUCUGUACCUGCUCUUCUCAGCUCUUCUUAUCAUCUCCUUGUCUUUCGAUGACGUUUACAGAGAGCUUGAUUCACUGCUGUAUUUACCACACUAUUGUUUCUUUUUUCUACCUUUUUGGAAUUCUUAAGUUAUACAAAGCAACUGGAUUCCAAGCAAAAGUCACGGGGGUUUUUUUACUGCUAUACCAAAUGUGUCUUCGAUUAAUGAUGAUAACCGAACUGCUGCAUUGUUACACCAUACAAACAGGAGGCAUUUUCUUUUCUUUGAUGCCAUACCACCCAAUGCGUUGAAGACUGAAUAACAUUGAAAACUAAAGUGGUGGUGCUGCACAAAAAUCUGAACUCUGCUGAAGCGCAUGCUCUAUAAAGAGGCUGAUUUGUUUAAAUGCACGCCUGAUCAUUUACAUGUUCUUAAAAUACUAGUCAUAUUGUUGAUUUUAAUGAAUAAAAAUGGAGAAGCCUUCUCCUUUAGUUCAGUCCAAGUUUCCAUUGAAUCCGAGCUCUUUGUAUCCAAGUUUCACUUUAUGAGUAGAGUGAGACAGGAUACAUUAUUAUAUGGCUUAACAGAGAAAAGAAAAAAAAGAAACAUUUGGGGGAAAUGGUAAAAUGAUAAUUGGAUUAAGAAAAAAAGCAUAUAUUGAAGGAGGGGGGAUUGUUUAUUUUUAAAAAUAAUGUUACAUGCAGUGGAGCAGGGCAGGUUGGUUUUGGCUGGGAAUAAGGGGGGGGGGCUAGACCCUGGUAGCGAAGAAUGUUCUCGUCUGCUUGAAUCACUUGUUCUUUGCUUUUUAUGACUUUACAUUGUAUGCUGUGAAUGUUUGUGCAAUUGCUAUGGUAUACAAAACCCCUGCUAAGACAAUUAUACGAGAAUUAAAAACCAUAUCCUCAUGAUUUUGCAUGAAGGGGCAAGUUGUCUGAAAAAAGUUGAGAACUUCAGCUUGCUGCCUACUGUAUACAAAUGUACUGUAUUGCAUAGAUUGGAGUAGUUCAUGUCUCUGAGGGAUUUAAAACAAUCUUUCACC
Molecule: messenger RNA, 2758 nt
Organism: Aplysia californica (California sea hare)
Lineage: Eukaryota; Metazoa; Mollusca; Gastropoda; Aplysiida; Aplysiidae
Product: S-acyl fatty acid synthase thioesterase, medium chain
Exons: 8
Coding region: 166-924 (252 amino acids)
Biological process (GO): lipid biosynthetic process
Source: RefSeq, a predicted model, not a curated record